AUGACUGCAGAGUCCGAGAGGCCGCCUCGCACCAACGGCACCUCUGGUCGAUCCAGAGGGGCCAAGGAUGCAGAGGCGGCAUCGGACCCGGUGCAUCGGUCGGCCAACGAAGGCGCUGUUAACAACACAGCUGCCAAACCACAGAUCACCUCCCAGUUGCCUUGGCUCUCUCCAAAUAUUCCUGCCCCUUCAACCACCGCAUCUACCACGAACUCCGCCGUUUCAUCCCGGGAAUCCUCUCCGGUCCGAUUCUCCUCCCGCGCCUUGAACUCUUCCUCCCACAGCCGUGUUUCCUCACAAUCCCGAAAGCCCAGCCAAGACCGAGCCAGUCCAACCCGGCACUCUAACGGCUCAACACCGGGACAGUCUACGCAUUCACCUUCGGCCAGCUUUUCACGUUCCUCCGCCUCACCCGUUAAACCCUUGGUUCUAUCCGCUCCCAUCGACCCGUCGGCCAAUGUUGCCAGCCCAGAAAAGAACAAUAUGCCAUCAUGGGCUGCGAAUCGCCGUACCGAGCUGGAAUCGACACUUCCAAACAUCUCACAGAAAAGAUCUACGCCACAAGUGGACGACCCAGCGAAGGUCGACCGAAAUGCACCCCGGAAUACUCCCAGGACCACCGGUGGACAGGGAUCAUCGCUGGAGACCGUUGAUGAAAUGACAAGCAGUCCUUCCACUCCUUUGAGCGAGGCGACUGCCAAGCCGGUGACCCCGGAAGAGUCUAGGCUGCAUCGCAUCGACGAAGAUCCGACCCCACGCCCCCCACAGCAAGUCCAAGGGAGCGGCAGCGACAGUGGGGAAAACCGAAGUUCCGAACCCAAAGAGGAGCCUCGUCCCCAGGCGACAGCCGCCACUAAACCACCCCGAACUCUCAUGAACCAGCGGUCGACCACUUCUCUCAGUGCUGGUGCUCGGGGGAAGCCUGCCGAUGGAUCGGUCCGCAACAUGACUGUGGAAACAGAGACCGUCAGUUCGAUCCCGCAGGUCUCCUUGGGGGUUGGGAACGGUGAGCGCGGCAUCGCCUCCCGCUCGGAGACGGGUACACUGCGUAUGAAGCCCUCGACGGAGACCAUCCGUCCUCGAAAAGAAAAGAAGAAAAACCGCAGACCCAACGCUCUCACCGCCGGUCCUGCAUCAAGCAAGGCGGACAUCUUCGAAGCCAAAGUGGCCAAUGCGGUGGACGAGGCCGAUGUCUCGGACUCCGACGAGACUUUCGUUUACGAAUCAAACCCCCCAGAUCCGUACCCCAUCCGUCCUCCUCGCUAUCAUUCCCGCACGCCAAGUGCCACCUCAAUGGUGAGCCAAGUCGAUCAACUAUCCAACCGCACACGAGGGUUGCGAGAUGCAUCCCAUGGUGUGACCGGCAAGCGCAGCAUGAAGUUCACCGGUGCCAACAAUAGCAUCGACGGCGGUAUGCCGGAUCUUGAUGGGCCUGCCCGAUCCACCAGGACUGACGGAAGUGGAACCAUCACUCCGCGGCACCACAAUGUUGGCAGUCGUCAUCACGGCCGAGGCAUGCAGAGCGUUUUGGACUCUGAUACCUACGCUCAGCCCGGGCCCCAUGCUCCAAAGUCCCCUCGCCAUUUCACUGGGGCUGGUUACCGACAGUCGCGACACAACGGUAUUCGGAUGUCUCCCAAUCACCGAACUUUAAACGGGUUCAAGAAGGGUGGGGAAUAUGGUUGCUCCGACUACGAAGCUGAAGGUGCAGAUGAUGAGCGUACGCCCCUGGUGGGCACACGUUCAGUGCGCAGCCGAAAUGGCGGUCGCCGCCCUAAUAGUGCGAGCUUACGACAGAUGGAGUACAUGGCGCAACGCCACCGGGGAAUCUUUUCCAGGUUUGGCUCUUGCGCCAUCAUCUUCCUGUUGCUGUUGAUCGUUGCUGGUGGUGCAACUUCAUUCAUUGUUGCGGCAACCCAGCCCUUGUUGGAUGUCCAGGUUAUCGCAAUUCAGAAUGUCCUUGCCUCAGAGCAGGAGCUGAUGUUAGAUUUGAAUGUGCAAGCUGUCAACCCCAACCUGUUCCCUGUGACUAUUGACGAUACCGACGUGAACAUUUUCGCGAAGAGCGGGUACGUCGGAACAGACAAGUUCUGGCGAGAGCAUGGCGCCGAGGACCUGGAUAAUUUCCCGCGCGUCGAGCAAAGUCGACGUCGCUGGCAACUGUCACGAGCUGUUCGAUGUAUGGGCAGUGUGGAUUGUCUGAAAGAAGCCAUGGGCGGACACACCGCACCACAUGCCAGCGACGGAGUGGACAAAGGCACCGACCCCCCCGAGGACCCAGAGGGAGAUCCAAAGUCCAUGCUUCUCGGUCGGGUAUUCCGCUUCGACUCUCCCCUUUCCUUCGAGUCCUCACCGUGGAACCACCGCACCUCAAGCUCAAAGGGACAGAUCCGAUUAAACCGACCAGGCAACAAAACCGAGACAGGAGGCACAGAGCGCUGGGAGCGUGUCCUCCAGCAUCCCUUUGAGCUCACGGUCCGCGGAGUCGUCAAAUACCAACUCCCUCUUAGUUCCCGGUACCUUUCCGCGUCUAUCAGCUCCAGCAUCAAAGUGGUGCCCGAUACCGAGGACCCAGACACACCGGAUAAAGGCAAUCAAACCGCCCGGAUCACCGCCAAGCGGAACUUACCUCUUCUUCCACUCGAUGCUCGCUCGCCGGGCUCGAGACGACCCUUUACGGCAUAA
Messenger RNA from Penicillium olsonii, 2685 nucleotides. Lineage: Eukaryota; Fungi; Ascomycota; Eurotiomycetes; Eurotiales; Aspergillaceae. The record is from the annotation of a GenBank genome assembly.